AUUCUGGCUGUAAAAUUCUGUUUAGACAAAAAGGAAAUGAAGAACCAAUCAAUGGAGAUAGAGUUUAUUCUGCUUGGACUGACAGAAGACCCUCCGCUGCAAAUUGUAAUUUUCCUCUUUUUCCUUCUCAACUAUGUGUUAAGCCUGAUGGGGAACUUCAUCAUCAUCCUGCUCACGCUGCUGGAUCCACGCCUCAAGACUCCAAUGUAUUUCUUCCUCAGAAAUUUCUCCUUCUUAGAAAUUUCAUUCACAACAGUUGGCAUUCCACGGUUCUUGAUAACCAUUCUGACUGGAGACAAAACAAUUUCCUAUAAUAGUUGUGCAACUCAAUUAUUCUUUUUUCUUUUAUUAGGAGUUACAGAAUUUUACCUUCUGGCUGCCAUGUCUUACGACCGCUAUGUGGCCAUCUGCAAACCGCUGCAUUACCCAAUCAUCAUGAACAGUAAAGUCUGCUACCAACUUGUACUCAGCUCUUGGGUAACGGGAUUCCUAAUCAUCUUUCCCCCUUUGGUUUUGGGACUGAAAUUGAAUUUCUGUGCCUCCAGAACUAUUGACCACUUCCUAUGUGACUCUUCUCCUAUCCUCCAGAUCUCUUGCACAGACACUCGUGUCAUUGAAUUGAUGGCUUUUGUCUUAGCCGUGAUAACACUUGUGGUCACGUUGUUGUUAGUGGUCCUCUCCUACACGUACAUCAUCAAAACCAUUCUAAAAUUCCCUUCCACUCAACAACAAGCAAAGGCCUUCUCCACCUGUUCCUCACACAUGGUUGUCGUCUCUAUUACUUAUGGGAGUUGUAUUUUUAUGUACAUGAAACCAUCAGCAAAGGAAAGGGUGACUUUAACAAAAGGUGUAGCUGUGCUCAAUACCUCCGUUGCUCCUUUACUGAAUCCCUUCAUUUAUACCCUAAGGAACCAGCAGGUGAAAGAAGCCCUUAGUGGCAUGCUUCAAAGAUUUUGCUGUUUUCACAAGAGUGAGUAA
This is a messenger RNA of Choloepus didactylus (southern two-toed sloth), 978 nucleotides long. Its product is annotated as olfactory receptor 6C6-like. Gene Ontology annotation, cellular component: membrane. The record is from RefSeq and is a predicted model, not a curated record. Gene Ontology annotation, molecular function: G protein-coupled receptor activity; olfactory receptor activity. Bases 37 to 978 code for a protein of 313 amino acids. Gene Ontology annotation, biological process: G protein-coupled receptor signaling pathway. Lineage: Eukaryota; Metazoa; Chordata; Mammalia; Pilosa; Megalonychidae. The transcript has 2 exons.